GAAAGGUCACGCUGCUGUUUGGCGGCCAUUUCUCUGGAGGCUCCGCGAUUCGCGCCUAACUGUAGCUACUCCAGUCACGAGGGACGGACGACAGCUGGGUCGGCGGCGAGUGGCCUGCAGCAUUUGCUUAUAGUCGCGAUGAGUUUGCCCCUCAAUCCCAAACCUUUCCUGAAUGGAUUAACAGGAAAGCCAGUAAUGGUGAAACUUAAGUGGGGAAUGGAGUACAAAGGCUACCUGGUAUCUGUAGAUGGCUAUAUGAACAUGCAGCUUGCAAACACAGAAGAAUACAUAGAUGGAGCAUUGUCUGGACAUUUGGGUGAAGUUUUAAUAAGGUGUAAUAAUGUCCUUUAUAUCAGGGGUGUUGAAGAAGAGGAAGAAGAUGGGGAAAUGAGAGAAUAGCAUCUUUUGUGGGGAAUUUUUUUUAUAUAUAUUUCUAGACAAUAAACUUUUUUUUUCAACUUGU
This is a messenger RNA of Lynx canadensis (Canada lynx), 463 nucleotides long. It is a transcript of the gene SNRPF, whose product is annotated as small nuclear ribonucleoprotein polypeptide F. The transcript is spliced from 4 exons. Gene Ontology annotation, cellular component: catalytic step 2 spliceosome; U1 snRNP. The coding region runs from base 139 to 399 and encodes 86 amino acids. NCBI's taxonomy places the organism in Eukaryota, Metazoa, Chordata, Mammalia, Carnivora, Felidae. Gene Ontology annotation, biological process: spliceosomal snRNP assembly; mRNA splicing, via spliceosome. The record is from RefSeq and is a predicted model, not a curated record. Gene Ontology annotation, molecular function: RNA binding.